AUGGGCUCUUUGGUCUUUGGCAGUCCAGAGGGAAGGACCACUGAAUUGAAAAGACAACUCCAUUGGGACGAGUCGUCCACGGAUAUUUAUUCCGCCGCGUUUCCUCCUGAGGCAAGUAAGUCUCAUCCUAAAUCAAGUGAACAUUCAAAAAAGGAUGGCUGGGACCUCGAGAAUCUGGCACCAAAUAUCAUCUUUCGGAUUCGCUUGUUUCGGUUGGUAGUGGUGUCCACCUUGCUCAUAGCAGGUGUGAUAUGCUCGACUCUCACAUAUAACUUUCUCCGUCAGGAGGAGCAAGACAACUUCGCCAAUACCAACACUAUCCAGGCUUCUCGUGGCCUGUCGGAAACCUUGACUGCCUAUGCAAAGUCUUCCAAAUCGACCUUUCCGUUUGUGACUAUGCCUAUGUUUGAGGUCGCUGGUAAAAAUGCCAGACAUCUAUCGGGUAUCGAUGUUUUUGGCUUUCUACCGUUUGUCGAUGAAGAUCAGAAAAAUUCUUGGGAAGUAUAUGCUCUCGAAAAAUCCAGUUGGCUAGACGAGAGUAGAGAUCUUUACAACAACGAAAGUGGGAAUGAAACUUCCGGAUUCACAGAAGCUCCAUUCCCUCUGACAAUAACCCAAUUUACAUCCGACUUCGGAACAUUGAAACCGGCUGUGCUCGGGCAAAAGCUUUACACUCCAGUCCAUCAAGUUACUCCGCCGCCUUUGUCGAAUAGUUUGCAGAAUUUAGAUUUUAUCACCCUUCCGUCCUUUGCUCGAUCGCUCGAAGCUAUUACAGCUUUAAAAGAUGUAGUUUUCUCUGAUUACGAAGAUGUGGACCUUCUUGCUAGGAUGGCAUACCCUCCGGACGCUCAAGACACACUUGCUGGAGGCAGAGGGAGUGUUGACUACGAUGCAAGUCCUCGUGUAUAUAUGCAUACUCCAGUUUACUCACAGCUUAGUACAGAUCACGAAGAGAUCGUUGGAGUAUUGAGUGCGCCAUUUGCUUUCGAUCUCUACCUCCAGGAUCUACUUCCCAAAGACAUAAAAGGAAUACACGUUAUUCUCGAAAGCAGUUGUAACAAGUGGGCUACCUUUGAGCUGAUUGGGGAACGAGCAGUCUACUUAGGGCUUGGAGACAGGCAUGACCCUCAGUACGAUCACAUGGAGGUUGCUGUAGAGUUCACCGGCUACGGAGGUAUAAAAACUGAGAAUAUUCCUGGGCAAUGUGUGUAUACUUUGCGCUUCUAUCCUACUCGAUACUUCGAGAUCACCUUUGAUCGAAACACCAAGAUUAUCGCUCCUGCUGUCGCGGCAGCCACAUUCUUUUGGCUGACCCUGGUUUUCUUUCUGUAUGAUCGGUAUGUCCAACAACGCACCGUCAAGGCUAUUGACACUGCGGCUCGGUCAGGGGCUGCAGUAGCUUCGCGAUACCCGUCUAGGAUUCUUACCCGCCUUUUCGAAGAAGCCAGCGAUCGAAAGGGCUGUCAUGCUUCUCAAAGUACCAGUUUAAAUCACAAACCCACUCUAGACUGGACCGAUGGCUGCAGCAUUGACCACCCUUGUACUUUACCUUUCAAAACAAAGCCAAUCGCAGAAUUCUUCCCCACCUCUACAGUAAUGUUUGCGGAUAUUGUUGGUUUCACCGUAUGGAGCUCAGGCAGGAAACCAGAGGAUGUUUUUACGGUAUUGGAGACUCUGUAUCACGCGUUUGAUAAGAUAUCCAAGAAUCGUGGGGUAUUGAAGGUUGAAACUGUGGGGGACUGUUAUGUUGCUGUGAGCGGCUUGACUAACCAGCAAGAAAAUCACGCGGUGAUUAUGAGUCGCCUCGCGCGUGAGUGCAUGCAUACAGCUCACGCUCUGACGAAGCAAUUGUCUUCAACCCUGGGGUCCGACACUGCCGAACUUUCGCUACGGAUUGGUAUACACAGCGGACCGGUGACGGCGGGUGUCCUGCGCUGUGAGCGGUCUCCUUUCCAACUCUUCGGUGAUACCAUUAAUGUGGCAUCAAGAAUGGAACGAAGUGGUCGAAGCGGAAGAAUUCAGAUAUCGGAAGAAACUGCUGACAAAUUGACUCAAGCCGGAAAGACCGACUGGAUCAUUCCGAGGGAAGACGCACUCUUGAUCGAUGGCAAGGGCGAGCUCAAAACUUAUUGGCUUUUCCUUGGAAAUGAUGAUCAACAAUGGUGCGGCAGCUCUUCGAAUUUGACAAGAUCGGUCUCGUACACCACGCGAGAUGAAGAUACUGGUGACAGUGUCUAUGAUGACCUCUUUGGUACCAGUGUUGGAGGCGCUUCUGAGUCCUUGAGCAAAGUCGGUAGCCUGACCAGCGAUAAGAUGACCCGUCUCAUCAGUUGGAAUGUCGACGUUCUUACGCUUUUGUUAAAAGAAAUAGCGGCUAGCCGUCGUCCAGAUCCCGAGCCUGGAAGAAGCACUGCAAGCAGCCGUCCGCCCCUUCCGGUUCGGACACAAACUAAAGCUAGUCCAGCGGCGGCUGUCCCCGGUCGUGUUCUGGAUGAAGUGAAGGAGAUUCUUUCCUUUCCGCUCUCUGAUGCCGCGAGUUCUGAGAAAAAGUUUAAGGAAGGAGACGUAGAGCUUGAGGAAACCGUUCUCUCGCAGUUGCGCGUCUACGUUACCAACAUUGCUGCCAUGUACCGCAACCAUCACUUUCACAAUUUUGCGCACGCCUCGCAUGUUGUCUUGUGCAUGACCAAGAUGCUUUCGAACAUCGUAGCGCCCGGUGAUGCGGUGAAUGGAGCAAAACAUCCUCAGCAAAUCUCGCAGCACGAUCAUACGUUUGGUAUCACAUCCGAUCCUCUGACGCGGUUUGCUUGCGUUUUCUCGGCACUCAUCCACGAUGUGGACCACUGCGGUGUACCGAAUACGCAGUUGGUCCAAGAGAAGGCCCGUAUCGCUUCUUUUUACCGGAAUAAGUCUGUCGCGGAACAAAACUCUGUUGAUUUGGCCUGGGAAUUGAUGCUGGACGAGAAUUUUGCCGAGUUGCGGGCGGCGAUUUGUAUGACUCGUGGGGAGCAGACCCGCUUCCGUCAAUUGGUAGUAAACGCCGUUAUGGCAACCGACGUGAUGGACCCAGAUUUUAAGCUACUCCGCAACGCCCGUUGGGAACGCGCUUUUUGGGAAAGCCGAGCGGAUGCCACCAGUCGGGAGACGAUAAAUCGCAAGGCCACGCUGGUUCUCGAGUACUUGAUGCAGGCGGCGGAUGUGGCGCACACCAUGCAGCAUUGGCACGUGUAUCGCCAAUGGAGCGAGCGCUUCUUUCAGGAAUGCUACACGGCUUUCCAGGAUGGCCGUGCGGAACACAACCCUGCCGAAAUUUGGUACUAUGGCGAGUUGGAUUUUUUUGACUUUUACAUCAUUCCGUUGGCCAAAAAGCUAAAGGUUUGCGGAGUGUUUGGUGGUUCUGGAGGCGAAUACUUGAACUACGCGCUGAAGAACCGGAAGAAUUGGGAGAGGACCGGUCGGGAAGUGGUCCAGGAAAUGGUGAGGUUGGCUUCUGCUUGA
This is a messenger RNA of Phaeodactylum tricornutum CCAP 1055/1, 3498 nucleotides long. RefSeq lists its product with no specific name. Gene Ontology annotation, biological process: receptor guanylyl cyclase signaling pathway; cGMP biosynthetic process; intracellular signal transduction. Gene Ontology annotation, molecular function: peptide receptor activity; 3',5'-cyclic-nucleotide phosphodiesterase activity; guanylate cyclase activity. The transcript is spliced from 5 exons. Bases 1 to 3498 code for a protein of 1165 amino acids. The record is from RefSeq and is a predicted model, not a curated record. Lineage: Eukaryota; Bacillariophyta; Bacillariophyceae; Surirellales; Neidiaceae.